Fusarium keratoplasticum is the source of this 1281-nucleotide messenger RNA. RefSeq names its product Peptidase M20 domain-containing protein 2. Gene Ontology annotation, molecular function: dipeptidase activity. Lineage: Eukaryota; Fungi; Ascomycota; Sordariomycetes; Hypocreales; Nectriaceae. The record is from RefSeq and is a predicted model, not a curated record. The transcript has a single exon. Bases 1 to 1281 code for a protein of 426 amino acids.
AUGUUGAUACGACUGGAUAACCUCACCGAGCAAGCCCGGCUACUCAUCAAUAGCCGGCUGGACGACCUUGACUCGUCUCUACAUCAGCAAAUCAACAAAGCCAUCCACUCCCAUCCCGAAACCGCAUACGAAGAAUUCUUUGCCCACGACACCAUCGCCAAAUACCUGCAGGACCUCGGCUUCCGGGUCACAAAGCACGCCUACGGCCUCAAGACUAGCUUCGAAGCUUCACUCGGCUCCGGUGGACGGCAAGCCGUCUUUUGCGCCGAAUAUGAUGCUCUGCCAGGCAUUGGACAUGGUUGUGGUCAUAAUCUCAUCGCUACAGCAUCCGUUGGUGCAUUCCUUGGUGCAGCUCACGCUCUAGCAACGUUGAAGAUCCCUGGCCGUCUUCGUCUCUUGGGAACUCCAGCUGAAGAAAACGGCUGCGGCAAGGGCAGGCUGAUAGAAGCCGGUGCUUUUGAUCCUCCGGAAGAGGUCGCCGCCGCCAUCAUGGCACAUGCGGUCCCUGCGUCCCUAAUCGGUUCAGACACGGGCGUGGCAGGCCUGAGAUUAAUCUCGAGUCACCAGUUCCGUGUUGAAUUCAGAGGACAUGCAGCACACGCAGGCGGAGAACCAUGGAAUGGUGUGAAUGCCCUUGACGCGGCUGUGGCGGCGUACAGCAACGUGUCUCUUCUUCGACAGCAGAUCCAUCCUGAUGAACGGAUCCACGGUGUUAUUGAAGAUGGUGGCACAAUCCCUGGCGUCAUUCCUGACUACACUCGGAUGCACUGGAACGUGCGAAGUCCAACCAUGGAACGAGGGGAGAAGCUCCUACAGCGAGUCAAGGCUUGCUUGGAAGCUGGUGCUGCCGCAACAGGUUGUCGGAUCAACUACAUCUUGCAAGUUCCUAGCUUCAAAAUCAAUCUUGCAGCGUUACUGACAGUCUGUAGUUCUCCAACUUAUAUGGACCUGAGAGUCAACCAAACACUCUGUAAAGCCUACGUCCAAGACAUGGCACGACUCGGACAAACCGUUGCCUUAAACAUGGCCGAGCCAGCAACAGCUUCGACAGACAUGGGCAACGUAUCCUAUCUAGUGCCCAGUUUCCACGGCGCUUUCACCAUCACUUCGGAUCCCAAUGUAGCCAUCCAUAGUCCCAAGUUUCGCGAGGCGGCCAGCACGGAUGAGGCUCAUGCCACGGCGAUAAAGACAGCCAAGGGGAUGGCAAUGUUGGCGAUGAGGGUAUUGAUUGAGGAGAAUAUUGCAUCUGGAGCCAGGAGAGAUUUUGAGACUGACCAUUAG